AUGAGAAGUAUUUAAGUCCUUUUAUAAUUAAAAGAAUCUUAAGAAAUAUUCAAAAAAAUAUUUAUUUAAUUUUUUUAUCAUAGGAUGUCAGCACCAUUUUAUACAGUUAAGGAUGUUCCUGCACAAGACUUCAUUCGUGGAUAUGCAGAGUACUUAAAGAAAAAUAAUAAAAUAAAAAUCCCAGAAUGGGCAUCUAUUGUAAAAACUGGUCUUGGAAAAGAAAUCUCUCCAAUUGACUAAGAUUGGAUGUAUGUUAGGGCUGCAGCACUUGCAAGAAAGAUUUAUGUCAGAGGUCAUUGGGGUGUUGGUAAUCUGACUCACAUGUUUGGAUCUGUCAAUGACAAUGGAAAACAUGAAUCAGGAUCAGGAAAAGUUAUUAGAUAUUUGCUCUAACAAUUGGAAUCAAUUAAAGUAUUGAAGAAAGACAAUAAAUCACUCCUAAAGAAAGGAUCUAGAAUUGUUACCAAAGAAGGAUAAUAAGACUUAAAUAGAAUUGCAACUUAAGUAGCUUUGGCUGCAAGAAAAUGAUUAUUAAACAUAAGUACAUUAAUAUAUACAAAUUGUCACGUGUUAACA
This is a messenger RNA of Paramecium tetraurelia, 576 nucleotides long. RefSeq lists its product as uncharacterized. Gene Ontology annotation, molecular function: structural constituent of ribosome; RNA binding. The transcript is spliced from 3 exons. Gene Ontology annotation, biological process: ribosomal small subunit assembly; translation. NCBI's taxonomy places the organism in Eukaryota, Ciliophora, Oligohymenophorea, Peniculida, Parameciidae. The record is from RefSeq and is a predicted model, not a curated record. Gene Ontology annotation, cellular component: cytosolic small ribosomal subunit; ribosome.